This is a messenger RNA of Westerdykella ornata, 3721 nucleotides long. RefSeq names its product Vps54-domain-containing protein. The record is from RefSeq and is a predicted model, not a curated record. Gene Ontology annotation, molecular function: syntaxin binding. NCBI's taxonomy places the organism in Eukaryota, Fungi, Ascomycota, Dothideomycetes, Pleosporales, Sporormiaceae. Gene Ontology annotation, biological process: Golgi to vacuole transport; retrograde transport, endosome to Golgi. Gene Ontology annotation, cellular component: GARP complex. The coding region runs from base 209 to 3544 and encodes 1111 amino acids. The transcript is spliced from 3 exons.
CGGAUGUGUCAAGUCGAGAUUCGACGUUUGAUGUUUGAUAACUCCGACUGGACCCUGGACUUCUGAUUCCACUUCCUGUGCUCCGUCACGCUCUCCUCCAGCUUCCCGACAGUUUUCGGCCUUCGAUAUGAGAUAGUGGCAGUGCUGAGCCUAUUGCGAUCCCUAUGCCUCCGACUCCCGCCGCCUACCCUCCCCGUCCGCCUGCAGCAUGUCUUCACCCCUUUCGAGGAGCCCGCGGAGGUCGACAGAGAGCCUUGACUUCCUCAGCUCCCCUCCACAGCAGCAGACGCAGUUUCCCUUCCCUCAACAGCAUGAUUGGUUCCGCCGCGCAAGCUCCGCCAGUGGUCGGCACCAACCACGCCGUGGAUCGACGGCAAGCUCAAUUCACUCCGUUGGAGGAGCAUUGGACACAUCCUACAAAGCUAGUAUGGGGGCGGUGAGAGAACAAGGCCACAAUGCCAUAUCGACCCUAUUACAACCCCCAAUUGUUCGGACAGGAAUGGUGCCUUUUACUGCCGGUUCUGUAGCAUCUAAUCAUAGGCCGCCAUCUACUAAGGACAUUCCGCCGGUCACUCUUCCCAACAUCCCACACGUCGAACCAUCCGCAUUUACUUCAUACUUGUCACAAAUUGGGAAAAUCUACGAUGCGUUUCAGCGGGCUAAAGCGGAGAGUGAAAAUGAGGCUUCGCAAUCGCUACGGAGAGAUUCCAAGAAAGAUGAGCUUACGGAUACGCUUGAAAGAGGAAUGCAAGCUAGCUCAUCCUCGACUCCUAAGCUAUCAGAAGGCGCUUUUCCUCCGGCGGCAACAGCGAGACCUAAGAGACGGAUGAGUGGUCAGAAGCGUACAGCCGCGACGGUGACCCCCCUGUCAACGAUACCCACUGUAUACUUCGAUGAGAAUUUCCGACUCGAGAAUCCUCGCACGUUCGACAUCGUGAGCGAAAGGUCUGAGGUGGUGCGCCCGCCGCAUGUAAAGAGCAGCGAUGAUAUACAGGCUGGAAACGUCUUGCUGGAAGCUCCUCAACCUCCGGGGAGAAAGGCUCUUGCCACCAAUGCCAUACUCCAGGAAAAGUUAUCCUGGUACAUGGACACUGUAGAAGUUCACCUUAUAAACUCCAUCUCCACCGCAUCCACGUCCUUUUUUGCAGCUCUUGGAUCGCUGCGCGAACUGCAGUCGGAAGCAUCAGACUCGGUAGCGAAGAUAAAGUCCGUCAGGGAAGACCUUACAAGACUGGAUAAGCAAAUGGCGGUUGGCGGCCUGAAGAUCGUGGAGAUGAAGCGCCGUCGGCAGAACCUGAAACGGUUGGCCGAUGCUACGGACCAGCUUCAUGGGGUAGUUCUUGGUCUCUCACAUUGCGACGAAAUGGUGGAUCAAGGUGAUCUAGAGGUGGCCGCAGCACGGCUUGGCAUCGUUGAGAGACUCAUCUCCGGAUCUAUAGACCAAACAGAGAUCACUGAUACGUCUUGGAUACCGGCGAGGCUACCUCCCACUAUCGUCGACCUCCGCAGACUGAGAGCUCUAGAGGGAGUUGGGGAGGGCAUCCAGCAACUGCGAUACCGUAUUGGAAAAGGUUUUGAGGCUAGGUUCCUGGAAACUCUCCUCGGCGAUCUUCGUGAACAUGUCAAAAGUGUGUCUGCUCAGGAUACAUUGACGAGGUGGGUUGCAUCCUCCCAAAGGGGCCGUGGAGCGGAGGGAAAGAUCAAGUCGACAACGCUACCGGCAUAUAUGAAUACGACUCAAAAGUUUCGCCAUGAACUGCGGGCUACAUUACUAGGUCUUAGCAGUUCUAGUUAUACGAACCAAGCAAGCGCGGCCUUCAGAGACGCCAUCGUUCGCGAAAUGAAGGUGCUCAUUCGACGUCAUCUACCCAGCUCCACCGAUGACGAUGCGGAAUCCAUGACUUCGGUCUCCACAAGAAGCAGCCGCGUGUAUUCUCAGCAAGACAAAAACUCGAUACUGGCUCGAAACAUCCGUGCCAUGGAUCCCACGGAUGCCGAGGAGUUCUUCGUGAACAUCUUCACUGACAUCGGCGAAGCAUUACGGAGGCUGAGCGUGCAAGUGAAGGUGCUUUUGGAUGUUACCAGCGGUGUCACUACGCCUCCACCCUCCAGCGGAGGACUGCGCUCCCCUCGUCCUACUGUCGGGAGCAUCGACGAUUACCUGGGCAACGGACAAUACAACGGAGACGCGAGGCCGCUUCAAGAAGAGCUCAUGCAAGCCAUGGAUAUGUCGAGCUUAUUGGGACAGGCUGUCGAUGCAGCUCAGACGCAAAUCACAAAGUUGUUGAAGGUGCGAUCGGAAGCGACUGCCAGCCUUCCUCUCGAUCGAUUCCUUCGAUACUUCAACUUGUGCAGACUUUUUGCCGAUGAAUGUGAAGCGGUAUCUGGUCGCUCAGGCACGGCCUUGAAAGGUGUGGUGAACAUUCACAUCACCGAAUUCGUUGCCAAAUUCGCCGAUAUAGAGAAGCAAACUCUAAUCCAGGCCAUGGAUUCCGAUCGCUGGGAUCCUACCGAUUUCAACGAUGCGGAUAUGGCGGUUCUAUCGCGCAUUCUGGGCGGUAUGACUAAUGACCCGCCUGAAUGGUCUCGAGUGGGUGCUCUUUUGGAUGAGGAAGAUAACAAGGUCAACGGAGUAGCGUCUGAAGUGGCCAACGGUAAUGCUCCUGCCGAGAAGCCAAAGAGCUCAAAGCCGGCCGUCGUGGAUGAGCAAAAGUACUUUGUACCGGGAUCAUGCACUGUCGCCAUCCGAGGACUCGACCGUUUCGAGACACUCUUUUCUACUAUCCCGAGCAUGACGGCGGAAGUUUGCACCGGCUUGUGUGACUACCUGAAGCUCUGCAACUCACGGCUAUGUCAGUUGAUAUUAGGAGCUGGGGCUAGACAGAGUGCUGGUCUCAAAAACAUCACCACUAAACACCUUGCCAUUGCAUCUCAGACUCUGAGUUUCCUCUUAGCUAUCUUACCCUAUGUUCGGGAAUGCGCACGUCGGCAUUCUACUAGCACAAACGGAAAGGCAUUCCUGGCUGAAUUCGACAAUGUUAAGCGCUUGCUUCAUGACCAACAAGCCAACAUCCACGAGAAAUUGGUCGAUCUCCUCAGCAACCGAGCCGCCAUCUACGUUCGUAACCUCGAAAUGAUUCAAUGGGAUGAGGAUACUGAGCGUGACGUGAGUCCCAAUAUGGAGACUUUAACGAAGGAGACCGUGACCUUGCACAAGGUCAUCAGCAAAUAUCUCGCAGACGUCGCUGUGCGUAUGAUUAUGGUUUCGGUUUUUGAGAGCUACAGGGAGCAGUUGGGGAAGGUUUUCAAGGAUGCUGCUGUGAGGACUGCUCCCGGUAAAUCAAGACUGCUCCGCGACGCCGAACUAUUCAAAACCCGUCUCAAUCACAUUGAUGGCGUUGGCAAUACAGGAUCAUACCUAAUGCAACUUGUUGAGUCGAAGACGGUCGCUGUAAGCGCCCCCGAGAAAGAACAAGCCAACGUCGACGAGCCGCAGCCGGCGGCAGAGUCUGAGGCCGCAAACGCCGACGGUAACUCUUCCUGAAUGUCUAUUAUGGUGUACGAGUUCUGGCCUGGACUGCCUUUUGGAACAAUAAUUCUUAGCUGUCGCAUUUGCAUGGGUUUGUACAUAUUUGGAGCGAGCAAGGUGUUUGGGAGUACUUGGCUAGACGUGUUUUAGCUUAUAGCUAAGCGAAGAGAUAUCCAAGCCGGCUUAUGCCUG